CCGCGUUAGUCAGUCAUGGGGCGGCCGCCCAGAGCCGCCGCGGGGGCGGCGGGGCUCGGGGCUCGGGGGUCCGGCUGAGCCGGCCGCGGAUAGCGAGCCUGCCGCGAAGGCGACGGAGGCGGACGCGGGGCGACCCCGGCGGCAGCGGCGGCGGGGGAAGCGGGAGCCGCCUGGGAUGUUCAAGAACCCUUGGAGCAGCAAGACUUAAAGGGGAAGAGCUCAGACCCAGCAGCCAGGUGACCCAAGCACCCCUCUUGGCACUGUGGACCCCACGGCACCUGUCUGACUUCUGUGAGCCUCAACUUUCUCAUCUGAGGAAUGUUCCCUACCCUAUAGGUCAUGAAACGGGUCCGCACGGAGCAGAUCCAGAUGGCCGUGUCCUGCUACCUCAAACGCCGGCAGUACGGGGACGCGGACGGCCCGCUGAAGCAAGGCCUGCGGCUGUCGCAGAGCACCGAGGAGAUGGCUGCCAGCCUCACAGUCCAAUCCGAAUCUGGUUGUACUAACAUAGUGUCCGCAGCCCCUUGCCAGGCAGAGCCCCAGCAAUAUGAAGUACAGUUCGGACGGCUGCGGAAUUUUCUCACUGAUUCUGACUCCCAGCACAGCCAUGAAGUGAUGCCUCUCCUCUACCCUCUCUUUGUCUACCUCCACCUCAACCUGAUCCAGAAUAGUCCGAAGAGCACAGUGGAAAGCUUUUACAGCCGCUUCCAUGGAAUGUUUCUGCAGAACGCCAGCCAGAAGGAUGUCAUCGAGCAGCUCCAGACCACUCAGACCAUACAGGACAUCCUGUCUAACUUCCGGCUGCGAGCCUUCCUGGACAACAAGUACGUGGUUCGUCUGCAGGAAGACAGCUACAACUACCUUCUCCGCUACCUCCAGAGUGACAACAACGCCGCGCUGUGCAGGAUCCUCGCCUGGCACAUCCAUCUGGAUGUGCAGCCCGCCAAGAGGACGGACUACCAGCUCUACGCCAGUGGUGGCUCCUCCCGCGGCGAGGGUGGUGGCCUGGAGCCCGCCGACAUGCCAGCGCCCAUCCUGCAGAAUGAGGCUGCACUGGAGCUCCUGCAGGAGAGCAUCAAGCGCGUCAAGGACGGUCCCCCUUCCCUCACCACCAUCUACUUCUACGCCUUCUACAACACAGAGCAGCUGCUGAACACUGCAGAGGUCUCCCCAGAUAGCAAGCUGCUCGCAGCAGGCUUUGACAACUCCUGUAUAAAACUGUGGAGUCUGCGUUCUAAGAAGUUAAAGUCCGAACCCCAUCACGUAAAUGUGUCCCGCAUCCACUUGGCUUGUGAUUUCCUAGAGGAGGAGGAUGACGAGGACGACAACGCAGGCACGGAGAUGAAGGUCCUGCGGGGACACUGCGGGCCAGUGUACAGCACCAGGUUCCUCGCGGACAGCUCGGGGCUGCUCUCCUGCUCUGAGGACAUGUCCAUCAGGUACUGGGACCUGGGCAGCUUCACCAACACCGUGCUGUACCAGGGCCACGCCUACCCCGUGUGGGACCUGGACAUCAGCCCGCAGAGCCUGUACUUCGCCAGCGGGUCCCACGACCGCACAGCCCGGCUGUGGUCAUUUGAUCGGACGUACCCACUGCGAAUCUACGCCGGGCACCUGGCAGACGUGGACUGCGUCAAGUUCCACCCCAAUUCAAACUACUUAGCCACGGGCUCAACCGACAAAACGGUGCGGCUGUGGAGCACUCAGCAGGGGAACUCGGUGAGACUCUUCACGGGCCACCGCGGCCCUGUGCUCUCCCUGGCUUUUUCCCCCAACGGUAAGUACCUGGCAUCGGCGGGUGAGGACCAGAGGCUGAAGCUGUGGGACUUGGCGUCCGGGACCCUCUACAAAGAGCUGCGGGGCCACACGGACAACAUCACCAGCCUCACCUUCAGCCCAGACAGCAGUCUGGUCGCAUCCGCGUCCAUGGACAACUCCGUGCGUGUCUGGGACAUCCGAAGCGCGCACUGUAGCACACCCGCCGACGGCUCGUCCAGCGAGCUCGUGGGCGUCUACACCGGCCAGAUGAGUAAUGUGCUGAGUGUGCAGUUCAUGGCCUGCAACCUCCUGCUGGUGACUGGAAUCACACAGGAAAAUCAGGAACAUUGAUUUGGAUCUUUGAUAUGACAGACUGGGGCGUGCGAAGGGCUCCAUAUGGCAAGUCUUAGGACAGACGGAAUCACUGACUGACUGUGAAAGACUCCCCAUGUCCCCCCUUACCCUGCAGAUGUCCUGAAACCACCACUCUCCACUUAGCCCCGAAGUGUGGAAGGAUAGGGGCAGGAAGGGUGGUGAUGGGGAGCAAAUGUGAGAUAGGAAUCACGGAGAUCCCACUGUGUCCUCGUGUGGCCUCUCCCUAUCUCUGGCGCCAAGGUGCCCUUGCCUCGCUGGGGCUGCACUUGACCUGAGGAUGUUUGCCAGGCACCCUCCCCGGGAGCAGUGCCACAGGGUCACUGGGUGGGAGGGACUCUACACAGGUAGGAAAGUGGGAGUGAGAAUUAGGAAAGGGGGCAGGGUCAUCCUGGCAAACGUCUUUCCUUUUCUGUGAUUACAAAGAACCAGGAUUUUUUAUUAUUGUUAUUAUAAUUAUUAUUGAGAAGAGGAAACCUAGCACUGGCAGAGGGGGCCUUCUCUGCUCUCAUCUUUCAGGUUUUACUCCUGGCACUGGCUGUGAUACUUGGAAUUUUGAGGUUCAGGGAAUUCAGAGAACUUGGUCGCACAGUGUAUUGGGAGAAAGGGAAAAUUCCUGGGUGACAGUUGGAUCACUCCAGCUGACAUGCUUCUAGAAGUGGGUGGGCGGAUUUGACUGAGAAAGUCUUGGGCUCUUACAGCAAUGGUGGGAAAGAAAGAGUCUUUUUGUGGCUGCACUUCUGUUAACAAUAUUCUUCCCCGAAAGGACAGAUUGUGGUAAAGAAACGAAAAUAAUUAGAAGUGAAAAGUCAAAAGAAAGAAUUAAAAAAUGUUGAAUUUCCCAAUGAUUCCGAGGUGUGGCUUUUCCAGCAUCUUUUCCUCCUGAGAUCAUCCCUCCCACCUGCUUUGCAAUAGCAGUUUAAUGAACAGUCUGUGAAACAAAUCUUAAGUACGAACACACACAUCGAAAACUAUGCUCUGAGGAUGAAGCGACUUUAAUCUGUGGGAAAAGGAUUAAAUAUUUCUGUUUUCUGAAAAGAGUUAUUUUGUAUUUUGUUUUCUAUUAAAAUGUGUUUAGUUUCCAAAAAAGUGUUGGCAUCUCUUUUAACAGGCGGGUGUGUGGGCUGUUGGAAGGCACGGGUCACCUCUCUUUGGAGUGACAGCCAGUUGUGCAGACUGGACUCCCCAGCUGCCCUCCUGUCUCCCCUUGUAUUGUGUUCAGCUGGCUUCAAAUUGCGUUUCUUCUUGGCAUUCACAGGGAUUAUUGAAAGCAUUUAACACUUUUUUACACAUCCAAGCUUGCCAGUUGCUGACCAGAGAUGACAUAUAUUUUUCUACCUGUAGUUAUUUGGUGAGAUCCUACUUCAGUAAAGAUUCCAUGAUAAAAUCCCUAAGGGGCAUUACAAAUGAUGUCACUUAACUAACUCAAACCAUUUAUUGUACCAUUUCAGGUAAAGGACUUAUUUAAAGAUGUAAAUGAUGUGUGAAUUUUUUUAAUGUACUUUUAAAACAUAAUUUUCUGAAAAGGACACUAGAAUUCUUUGCCCAGAAAGUUUUUUUUUAACUUGAGCCUAAAAUAUUAAUUAACAGGAAAUGUUUCUUAUUCAUAAAAACUCAUGUAUUUGAGACAUUGUAAGAAAUCUUUGGCAACUUAGCCAGACAGCAUCACCUUCCACGUGGUCUGCUGGUAAAGGCUGGGAUUCAGAUGUGUUCUUAUCUAUAAUAAAUGAGCUCUUAGAUUGUGUGGUUUAUUGCUAGAAACCAUGAAUUCCUAAAUUGAGCUGAAUCAUUCUCAGAAGUGAAAAUAUCACUAAUUUUAGGUUUCAUGUUUAUUUUUUAAUGCAGAAUUUCUUUGAUUAAACACAAAAAUGCCUUAGUUUGGUCAGCCUUCAUACUACAGAUCACAUACACACUGUGAUUUCAUUUCAGGCUCUUAAUGAUAUGCAUCUUGGGCCCUUUUCUUUUCUGGAUUAAUUUUAAUGUAGAGUAAUUUAACUUUAUAGAAUGCCCUUAUUUUCCCAGAAUCUUAGAAAUAUUGUAAGAGUCUAUAUGUGUCCUUAUGUCCACAAGGUGCCUAAAAACAUGGUUACACUCAACUCUUCAGGUUCCUUUCUUAUAUUGUUUUAUCUUCAGAGCAAUCCUGUGAGGCAGAUAGGACUAGAGAUAUUACCAGUUUGUAGAUGAAAUACUAAGAUACCUGGAAGAACUGUUUUAUCUGUACCCAACAUGGAAUAGUCACGUAUCAGAUGGGUUAUAGAGAGGGUCUAUAUUUCAGACCUUCCAAGUUCUAGAUAAAGGAUAUAGCCCUAAAGAUAGAAAAACUUAAAGAACUCUGAAAAGGAAAUAUAAAUUAUUUAAAAGGCAUGUAUAUAGUGCCUUCUGUCUGCCAGAAACUCCAAUUACUUUAUGAAAAUUAAUUUAUCUCCAUAACAUCUCUGUGAGUUAAGUGCCAUUUUUAUCCUCAUUUUACAGAUGAAGACUCUGAGGCACUGAAGGGUUAAGUAAUGUGCCAAGGGUCAUCGGCUACAGCUGAUAACUGAUGAGGUCAGAAUCCGAGCUAGGCAGUCUGGCUCAGGGCCCAUGCUUCGUGCAGUUUCCCUUCAUCCCCACAGAACCAGGUAGAGAGUGGCCUCAGGUCUGUAGUGACAGUGUUCCUGGCAAUAGUUAAAAGACUCAUGCUUUUCUCCGUCAAGUCAACAAUAAGCAGGAUCAAGAACUGGCAGUAGGAAAAAACGUAAUAUAUAGAUAAAAGACACCUGAGAAUAUGAAGUUAUUUUAAAACACAAUGAUAAAUUUUGUAAAUGUAAGGUGGGGGAAAAAAAAAGCUGAAAUUUCUUAGAAAAAUCUCUGUAAUUUAGCCAAAUUACGGAGACUGACCAAAAGAGCAAAAAUUAGGAUGAAGUAAUGAAAGACAUAAAACAGGAAACAAUUUAAAAUUAUGUUCAAGAUCCAGCUUCUAAGGAUAUCCAUGAUUCCUAGUUAUUCAUUUGUUUUAUGCCUGUAUUUAAAAUGUCUUGGUUGUAUUAAAAAAAAAAAAAAACCUACAUAUGUAGCCUUCUGAUUUUGCUAUUGCCCAGAUUGGUAUUAAGUAUAUGAAUUAAAAGAUUAGUCUAUA
This is a messenger RNA of Capra hircus (goat), 5245 nucleotides long. RefSeq names its product TATA-box binding protein associated factor 5 like (gene TAF5L). NCBI's taxonomy places the organism in Eukaryota, Metazoa, Chordata, Mammalia, Artiodactyla, Bovidae. Gene Ontology annotation, cellular component: histone acetyltransferase complex; nuclear protein-containing complex. The record is from RefSeq and is a predicted model, not a curated record. Gene Ontology annotation, biological process: regulation of DNA-templated transcription. The transcript has 6 exons. Gene Ontology annotation, molecular function: transcription coactivator activity; protein binding. Bases 340 to 2109 code for a protein of 589 amino acids.